AUGGGCGUGGGAAUAUCAUUUCUCAUAGCGCUGAAAGCAACAACGCUCUUCCUAUGCUUCGCGUACCUAAAGAAUCUCGGUUUCACUCUCUUCUCUCUCCCUUUCCUCUACGCUUCGCUCAUCUCAUUCUUGGUCUCAGUUGCUUCUCACCCGUCCAUCAACCUUCCAAUGCUUCUUGGGAAAACCUCGGAUGGAACUUUCCCUCUCUUUUCUCUGAUAGUGUUCAGCCCCUACAUCUACUUCGUUCGCGUUUUCUCUAUGCUUCGAAGACUUCGAAGCGGAGAACCUGCUUACUCACAGGUUCACCACGAUCUCUAUGUCGGUGGCUGGCCAUCGUCGCCUCACAUGCUGCCACCUGGCGACCCUGCUAUCGUUGAUUGCACGUGCGAGUUCCCGCGUGUGAAGGACUUGACUGCGGGGUUGCCCUACCGGUGCAUUCCGACGUGGGACACGAGGUCGCCUCAACCUGCUGAUAUUGAAUCCGCUGUUAAGUGGGCCUCUCGACAGAGAGACCUCAAUAGGCCCAUUUUUGUUCACUGUGCUUAUGGUCAUGGAAGAAGUGUCGCAGUUAUGUGUGCACUGUUAGUAGCACUAGGCAUCACAGAGGAUUGGAAGAAUGCUGAGAAGCUGAUCAAGCAAAAACGGCCUUACAUCCGGAUGAAUGCUCUCCACCGCAAGACACUUGAAGAAUGGUCCAGACACCGGUUGUCUGGACCAAAGAAGUAG
Molecule: messenger RNA, 726 nt
Organism: Sphenostylis stenocarpa
Lineage: Eukaryota; Viridiplantae; Streptophyta; Magnoliopsida; Fabales; Fabaceae
Source: the annotation of a GenBank genome assembly